UGCAGACGCGAUGGACAAUGACAAUGCUAUUAAACUAUCUUGUAUAGUUCACGGUGAACCCAAUGCAAAGGUUUUCCCAGUGAAGAUCGACAAAAAUGAAACAAUUGGAACUCUCAAGAUAGAGAUUUGGAAAGCAAACCGGCGUGCUUUCCAUGACUACGAUGCGACCCAACUUGAUAUCUGGCGAGUGGAUAUUGACUAUACAUCGCAAAAUUCAAAGCGAACCACCUUCCAAAAUGAUAGUAAUGCCGAUAUUCAGAGCGCACUAGAAGGUGUCCGAGCUGACGAAAUGGAUGAUGUGGCCGAUGUCUUCGGCGAUGGUCCCCUUCCCAAGAAGCAUAUCCACGUCAUUGUGGUGCCGCCACCUGCGAACCGGCCGUCGCUUAUUUCUGAUCUGGUGCCUUUACAAAGUUUUAAUGUCAUUGUGGAUCCAAAAAGGAUAGCAUUUAACUGGCCAGUGGAUAUCACUACAGUCACUCUUCAAGAUCUCAGAGACAGUAUUGCCGCGAUUUAUCCUGAAAUUGAAGAUAUUGCAGUGGCUAUGCCUGUAAUUACUGUAGCUGCAUAUGGGAAGUGGACAGCUGUUGAAGUUUUACGCAAUCUCUUACAUUUGGAUUUUGAUACUCUCGACAACCUAGACAAACUAGACAUAGAAAACCUUUCAUCUAGCCUUUCUAGUGAGGCAAGGACAUUUUUGCUCAAUGAAGAUGAAACUGCAAAAAAAGCCUUCAUUGAAAACCUUAAAGAUAUUAGAGGUGUUUUUAAUGGCAAUGUCACCAAAAAUGAAGCUACAACAAGAAAUUUCAUCAAUCCCUUCAUCAUCAAAGCAGUUAGCAGACUUCAAACCAUUUAUCCAACUAUGUUUCUGGCAGUUGAGCAAGCCUUUAGUGGAAGUCGUGGAUUUGGAAAUCUGGAUUAUGCUGUUUUUUUUUCAACUUUCGCCAUUCUAGUUACAGAGGCUAAACAGCAUGCAAUUAUGGCAGGAUUAACACAGAAUCUUGUUCAAUUACAUACUGCUUCAGAGAAACUUAAGCGUAAGCGCGAUAACAGUCCUGUCCUGUCUGCAGUUUAUGGAAUUGUGGCAACUGGAAGGACAUGGAUAUUUGUUCGUUGGGAAGGCUCACCAGAAAAUCCCUCUGUGAAAAUUUCGGAGGAAUAUGUCUGUAGUUUCAAAAACGAGAUGAUAAAUGAGAUAAAUGUUCUCAAUAUCAUAAUUACCAUUCUGACACUCCAAGCUGCAGAACUGGUAUGUCAAACUAAUGAAGAUGAGAAGAAUAAAAAUGAAGAAGGUAGAGAAAGCCAGCACCGCUGCUUGAAUCCAGCAUCAGAGGGGGAUUAA
Messenger RNA from Paraglomus brasilianum, 1339 nucleotides. NCBI's taxonomy places the organism in Eukaryota, Fungi, Glomeromycota, Glomeromycetes, Paraglomerales, Paraglomeraceae. The record is from the annotation of a GenBank genome assembly.